GACUAUGUAAAAAUAUGUAAACUCUUAGUUUUUAGUCAUUUUAAUCGUUUAUUUUUAAUUUAACUUGUAAGAAAGUUUAGCUUGGCAUUUGACUCCAAAAGCAUAAUUGAAAGUAGCAGCUCUUUAAUUGUUUUGAGUACUUAAUUGUGAAUCGGGAAUUAGAAAAGUUCGCAUAACGAUAGAGUGCCAUCGGUCGGGAUGGAUCGUACAAGGAUAACGUUUUGUACGGACGUGGAUAAAUCCGUGAUUGUACACAAUUUUGAGAAACGCGGCUGGACGCAGGUCGGUCCGGAGGACGAUUGGAAUUUUUAUUGGGCCGUUACGCAAUCCUGCAGAAAUAUCUUCAGCGUUGAAACCGGAUACAGGAUGGACGACAAUCAAAUCAUCAAUCACUUUCCGAAUCACUACGAGCUCACGCGUAAGGAUCUGUUGGUGAAGAACAUCAAGCGAUACCGAAAAGACUUGGAGCGAGAUGGAGAUCCUUUGGCGCAACGUGCGGAAGGUCCCGGCAAAUAUUUGUAUCUCGAUUUCAUACCAGUCACCUUCGUCCUUCCCGCAGAUUACAACAUGUUCGUGGAGGAAUAUCGCAAGUCCCCGCAAAGCACCUGGAUCAUGAAACCGUGUGGUAAGUCGCAGGGCGCUGGUAUAUUCCUCAUCAAUAAGCUGAGCAAACUGAAGAAGUGGUCGCGCGAAGCAAAAACUCCGUUCAAUCCAAAUCUGACGAAGGAGUCGUACGUCAUAUCCCGAUACAUCGACAAUCCGCUGCUGAUCGGCAGCAAGAAAUUCGAUCUCCGACUGUAUGUCCUUAUUACAUCGUUCCAGCCGCUCAAAGCGUACCUCUUUAAAUUGGGAUUCUGUCGCUUCUGCACCGUCAAAUACGACACCAGCGUCCAGGAGCUUGACAACAUGUACGUGCAUCUGACGAAUGUGUCCGUGCAAAAGCAUGGCGACGAAUACAACAGCAAGCACGGCGGCAAGCUGAGUGUGCAGAAUCUACGCUUGUACCUGGAAAGCACGCGUGGGAAAGCAGUCACGGAGAAGUUGUUUGCCAAUAUCUCCUGGUGCAUCGUGCACUCGCUGAAGGCGGUGGCGCCAGUGAUGGCAAACGAUCGGCACUGCUUUGAGUGUUACGGCUACGACAUCAUCAUCGACAACAAGUUAAAGCCGUGGCUGAUCGAAGUGAAUGCCUCGCCGUCUCUUACAUCGACGACAGUAAACGACAGAAUCUUAAAGUACAAACUAAUCGACAAUAUUGUAUCAGUGGUCCUACCUCCAGAUGGUAUGCCCGAUGUGAAGUGGAACAAGUCACCUUCCCCGGAGGCUCUGGGAAACUUUGAGUUACUUUUGGACGAGGAACUGGCACCUCAAAGCGAGAGGGAGGGUUCGUCGAGCAAAUAUCGUGGUUCCUCCAUUAACAAGUGGAAGUAAAUCGUGAAUGUUCGUCAUAUUCUCUUCGGGGUGUGUAACUCGGUUGUACAAGUAUAUAAGAUAUUUAAAUAAAAUGCAUAAUCUCCUUGUACUUUAUUCAAUAUAAUAUUUUUAAUGCCAAAGCAUAGUAACGACAGAAUAAAGUUUUACAUUCUACAUGAAUUUUCGAAAGAAAACGAUUCGAAGAAAAAAUUUACAUUAACAAACAAUUUUAUUUCGUUCAUUGUACAAAUAUGCUACAGAUGACGCAAGAGACGCACGCACACACGCACAUGUGUGUAUGCGUAUGUGUGUGUCAGUUGCGAGAAUGCAAAAAUAACAUAGCAGUAAAAUUUUUCAGUCUUUUAUGCGUGUAAAACGAGAAUAAUACUUUAUCAAUACUCUCUUUUUUCUUUAAAGGCCGUUUCGAAAUCGCAGUGCGAGGUAAAAGUCCUUACAAUUCUUGUUAUAUUUUGUACAAAUGUAACGCGACCAUGCGUAUCGUACGUUUAUGGUUUAUGGCACAGUUUCCCGAAUACGACGAUUAUGUUUAAAAUGCGUGUACGCCGGACGAACAAACAGCAAAUGUGAAAUUCGAAAAUCAUCACCAUGAUUGAACUUCUGUCAUUCCGUCAUUUCCUUCUUUCAUAAAUUCUUUCUUAAAAAAAUUUAUGAAAGACGGAAAGAUAGGCAAGACAAAUUAUCUAUAAAAGUAAUAUAUGAUCUAUUAUGCUUAUAAGUAUAAUAAAGCUUUAUGUUUAUAUAGCAUAAUAAUACAUGAUAAUUGUCCAAAAAAAAAAGAGAAAUUUAGAUAUGAACGCCAAAGUAAAAAAUGCGAACAAACUCGAUGUUUGAUCUGAUUCACUGAAUGAAAGAAAGUUUGGCUGUGAAUUUAAUUUCGCAUUCGCUGCUCAUUCCGCGUACAGACGCCUUCACAGGAACUGUUUGUGUGCGUUAGUGAUACGCCGCUUCUUCGUCAACACGGUAUAUACAUUGUGCGGUGGACGACGUUUCUAUUACAAUAUGUGAACGUUGUACGCGUGUAAAAUGUACGCAUAAUCGAUUAUUACUAAAAUCUCUGAUUAAUCCUGCUUGUGUAUCUAACGUUAUAUCUAUAAUUUACAUGUGCGUAUGAUAUGUCGUCGAAUUUGUCGAUGCAAUCCGGGAGACAACGAUAACGCGAUCGAGGCGAAUGAAUAAAAUAUGAAUGCAAAUCAUAAAAGUGUCGUAUAAAAUGUUUUGAGAGGCAAAUACUACUGUUUUUUUGUUUUUUUUUUUUUCUAUCGCACCUGCCAGAAAACUUACACAGACACAAAUACUUUAUACAUAAAAAAGAUUACGUUUAGAGUAAAAAAACUGGCAGUGUUAAAAAUUUAGUAACAAAAUAUAUAUGAGAGAAGCAGCCUUUGGUAACUGCCAUGUCAAUUGAAUUAUAGAUAACAUGAACAUGCUCUAUUAACUAUAAUAAUAAUAAUACGAGAUAUACUAUGAUAUCACAAUUAAUAAACUACAGAUAAAUGCUCGUAUUAAAAAAAAAGAAAAAAAAAGAGUAUUCGCUUCAAAGCGAAUGUUUCUCCUUUACAAUUAUAGUCAUGUACACUUCAUCUUUUUAACGGAUGUAAUAUCAUGCGUACUUUCAUAGAAAUUAUGCUUAAAUUAGAUAUUUACAAAAACUACCGCGAUAAAACUAUCUCUUCUCUGUACAUUGCAAACUAUGAAAAUGUAAGUAAUAUAGGCACGGAUGGUAUGAUUAUUAUUAUUAUUAUAUAUGCAGGUAACUUACGCGAAUAAUAUUUCUCCUAUCAGUCUAAAAGUCUUGCUACUUCUUGCUUUUGAGCUUGAUAGUUGAACAAUAAUUGCUUUCUUUUCACGGUCUCAUAUUAAUACUGUAUAUAUUAUUGUAAUAUCAAAUAUUACAAUAAUAAAACAUUAUUACAUUAUUAAUAGAUUAAC
Linepithema humile (Argentine ant) is the source of this 3360-nucleotide messenger RNA. It is a transcript of the gene TTLL1B, whose product is annotated as Tubulin tyrosine ligase-like 1B. NCBI's taxonomy places the organism in Eukaryota, Metazoa, Arthropoda, Insecta, Hymenoptera, Formicidae. The record is from RefSeq and is a predicted model, not a curated record. Gene Ontology annotation, biological process: microtubule cytoskeleton organization; protein polyglutamylation. Gene Ontology annotation, cellular component: cilium. Gene Ontology annotation, molecular function: metal ion binding; ATP binding; tubulin-glutamic acid ligase activity.